AUGGCGGGAAAUGAUACCAUCAGGUCUGUCGUGGGCUGGCAGCCUAAUUCAGACAGGCGAGGUACGCUCGCUAUCCUCGAAAGCUGCAUCUUCACGAUAUUAGCGUGUACAUGGACCAUUCUGCAUCUCAACGUACCUGGUCCAUCUGAUAGCGCUUUCAGGAUAUUGCGGAGGAAAAUGGCUUUGGCGAUCAUUACGGUGUUCUUGCCAGAGAUUAUCCUCGCGCAUGCGAUGAUGGAGCGAAGUGCUGCAAUUUUGUCUCUGCAAGAGCUUAAGGCCCUGGAUAUCGAGGACCUAGAGUGGACUCUCAGACAUUCAUAUUACGCAAAUAUGGGUGGACUGAGGCUAGUAUUGGAGGAUGGUGGGGUCAUCUGCAGCUUUACGAUAGCCGCGUUCACUUCUAUAGCACUCACCACACGUCAGUUUGGUUAUCUGCGAGAGAAAGGGGUCAUAACGUCAACUCCAAACAUCUUGGAAGGAGAAAUAGAAGACAAGGCUAAGACCGACUACUUCACGAAAGGAAUUGCCAUAGUCCAGAUCUUCUGGCUGAUACUAUCGCUAUGUGGAAGAGCCUCACGGCAUCUAGCCGUCUCUCAAUUGGAGAUCCUCACAGUUGCAUUUGCAGCUUGCGCUGCUGUUACGUACUUCUUUGCCUGGGAUAAACCACAAGGUGUGAAUACUGGGACGAAGGUUCACGCAACAGCACCAUUGAAUAUCGUGGAUACAAACAGGAUCGCCCAGCUUCAGCCAAAGGCGUUAAACAUAUUACUUUUCGGCGCGACGGACAUACGAGAAGGGCCACAGUUUGAGCGGAUCCACAAUGAUACCAUCGAGCUAUCGAACUCGUAUACCCAGCCUGUUUCUCUCUGGCUGACAGUGUCGAUCAUGUUGUUUGGUGCCAUCCAUCUAAGUGCUUGGAAUUACACGUUUCCUACGCCCACUGAAAGAGUUUUGUGGAGAACAGCAAGCGUUGUCAUCACCGCU
Molecule: messenger RNA, 984 nt
Organism: Mollisia scopiformis
Lineage: Eukaryota; Fungi; Ascomycota; Leotiomycetes; Helotiales; Mollisiaceae
Exons: 2
Source: RefSeq, a predicted model, not a curated record